Molecule: messenger RNA, 1164 nt
Organism: Orbilia oligospora ATCC 24927
Lineage: Eukaryota; Fungi; Ascomycota; Orbiliomycetes; Orbiliales; Orbiliaceae
Exons: 3
Coding region: 1-1164 (387 amino acids)
Source: RefSeq, a predicted model, not a curated record
AUGGGGGUUGCAAUGGCCCAAACACGACUCACGAGAGGUAGAGCCGCAGCGAUUAGAGCUGCUACUGCCGCUGGUGCUACUACCACCGCUAUCUCCACCGCCGCUACCACUACCACUAUCACCCCCACCACCACGAAGAAGAGGAAGACCAUAUGUGCCGCCCCUCCUCCUCUUACUACUACAGCUACCACAGCAGCAGCGGCCCCCAACAGCCGCCCCCUUCGGAGUUCCAGAAGGCUUGCCUCCGCCCCGGCCAAACCCGCCGCUCCCCCCACCCACGUCCCCGUCAACCUCGGCUCCGAAGACAGUGAGUAUGAGAAGGAGGAAAGUCGAAAGAAGACCCCGGUCCCCACAACUAGCGAGGUCCACGAAACAUUCCCCCAUCUAAGGGAAAUGUUCUUGGACCCAGAGUCGGGGGCCGGGGUGGAGGUGAGGUUGUUACACUGGGAAAUGUUCUCCCAAGCGGCGGGGCGGCAGAAGCUGCUGAGGGCAGCCGAGAACAAGAAGAGGGGGGAAAAGCGAUCCCUACCCAUCCCUGGCCCCAAAGUACAAAGCGACGACGAAAGUGACGUCGAUACUAACCCCAGGUACCCGCGCCGUCGCCCAACGAAGAGACAAAAAAUGGCAACGGGCCCGCCAGCGGGAACGGCGGCUCGCCUCCACUACUUGAUGGAAAACCAGGAGUGGCCCGUACGAGUCAAUGGUGACAAAGUUCGGACCACUACUGGAACUGUCUAUAUGAGACGCGAGUCGCCACCCACUGCUUCACUUCCCAACUCCCUCCUAUCCCCCCUCAAAACCCCGCUGCCCGUCCUCGAGCCUCCACAACGACCGCCUUCACCGAAAACUCCGAGGUACCUCGGGAAUGGAGCUGUCGAGGAUUACAAAAUGUUCUCGAGGGACCAGCACCCCGAGGGGGGGAGACUGACCCGCGUUUGGAGGUUAAGAAAGGAGGGAGGGGUGCCAAAUGGGCUGGCAGAUGUCCCUUGCCAGGGCGAGAAAAGAAAGCGUCCCUCCGUCGAUGAUGAAGGGGAGGGCACCGGUGAUAAUGCGGAAUUGACCUCUCGGCGGGGGGGACGCGAAAAAAGGCGACGGGUCUGUUCAGCGGGUUGGGGUGUGGGGUCGGGGAUGGCGGGGGAAUUGCAGAGGGCAACAAGACGAUAG